This is a messenger RNA of Homo sapiens (human), 8529 nucleotides long. RefSeq names its product RNA binding motif single stranded interacting protein 3 (gene RBMS3). Gene Ontology annotation, cellular component: ribonucleoprotein complex; cytoplasm. The transcript is spliced from 13 exons. The coding region runs from base 968 to 1996 and encodes 342 amino acids. Gene Ontology annotation, molecular function: RNA binding; mRNA 3'-UTR binding; nucleic acid binding. Lineage: Eukaryota; Metazoa; Chordata; Mammalia; Primates; Hominidae. The record is from RefSeq and is a predicted model, not a curated record.
AGGCUCUCAGUUUUUUUCAUCUUUAAAAUGGGGAUUAUAUUUCCUGAUUAUAGUAGCUGAUUAUAAUACAGAUUAUGGUGCCAAUCUCAGAGGUAAGAUAAAUGCACUUAGCAUACAACAUAGAACACAGUAAGUGCUGAAUAAAUGGUACCUGCCAUUAUUAUUGCAAGCUAAUUAAAAACGAUCAUUUGUACUAAAUUAUGUUUUAUUCAAGGAAGGUAAUGUCAUUCCUCACCAAUUAAUCAUUUGUUGAUGAAAGGCCCUUGAGUAGCAAUGUCACACACUGUAUGAGAACUGGAAAGGAUAGAUCUUUUGUUACAUCAGCCACCCUGUCUCAUAGAUGACUGCUGGCUCCUCUUUUCUGCACGAAGGCCAGAACAUGAAAAGUUAGAUAUUUAUAAAAUUGCUCAAUUCAUAAUAUUUGAGAGUUGAUGAUAAUUUCUGUUUUAGCUCUUGCUCCCCAAGGAGCAGAUGCUUCUGGGGAGGUUCAGGAGCACGUGAAGAAACAACACUGAUAGAUGGCGAUCGGGACAAGAGCACCUUAUUAAUUCAGCUACCACUGUGGGUGACUGCAGGUCAAUACCCUAGGGCAACUCCAAGAGCCAGUGUAGGGUACACAUCUUAGAGUCAUCAUACACAAGGGGUGAGGGAGCUAGGUUAUUUAUACACCAACCCCUGAUUGACUAGUAAAAUGUCUCCCCUGGUCGUUUGGGUUUUUUUUAAUUUUUAAUUUUUGUAGGUACCCCUAGUAGUUGUGAUUUCUCCAAAACUUCUAACUUGCUACAAAGGAGGACAACAGAGAUUAUCCAGCCAGAGAAGUUCUUACAUAAAGAAAUGCAGGGCCUGUGUGCUCAGCAUGGUAAGGACAAGCCAGGAUAUCACAGACAUUGCCAUGAAAGUGGUAAAUGGAGAAAUACAGUCUUUGGAGGAAUCUUGACUUCUCAGCACUCUUUGUUUAUUCAUUUAAAUGUGCCUAUUUUUAUGGAUGGUGGGUCAAGAUGGCGGAUUCAAUGAAAUAGUAUUUCAUAACAAAAUGAGCAUGAAGAGAAUUUGGGCAUGUCUACCAAAACACGAAGGACAACAACAAGAGCAAGACCCAACAAACCUAUACAUCUCAAAUCUCCCCAUUUCUAUGGAUGAGCAGGAGCUUGAGAAUAUGCUGAAACCCUUUGGACAUGUCAUUUCCACAAGAAUACUAAGAGACGCUAAUGGAGUCAGCAGAGGUGUUGGCUUUGCCAGAAUGGAGUCUACUGAAAAAUGUGAAGUGGUAAUUCAACAUUUUAAUGGAAAAUAUCUGAAAACACCACCAGGCAUCCCAGCCCCCAGUGAGCCUUUGCUGUGCAAAUUCGCUGAUGGAGGACAAAAGAAGCGACAGAAUCAAAGCAAAUAUACCCAGAAUGGGAGGCCUUGGCCCAGGGAAGGAGAGGCUGGCAUGGCUUUGACCUAUGACCCCACAGCUGCCAUACAGAAUGGAUUUUAUUCUUCACCGUACAGUAUUGCAACCAACCGCAUGAUUCCACAGACAUCUAUCACGCCAUUCAUUGCUGCUUCCCCUGUCUCCACAUACCAGGUCCAGAGUACUUCAUGGAUGCCUCAUCCGCCAUACGUUAUGCAACCAACAGGUGCUGUGAUUACACCAACCAUGGACCAUCCCAUGUCAAUGCAGCCAGCCAACAUGAUGGGCCCACUGACACAGCAGAUGAAUCACCUUUCGUUGGGCACAACAGGAACGAUUCAAUCCCAAGACAGGAUUAUGAUACUCCACCAGCUGUUGUGUCAGUAUAUGACUGCUGCUGCUCCUAUGCAAGGGACCUACAUUCCUCAGUACACGCCUGUGCCUCCGACAGCUGUUUCUAUUGAAGGUGUUGUUGCUGAUACCUCUCCCCAGACAGUGGCACCUUCAUCCCAGGACACCAGUGGUCAGCAGCAACAGAUAGCAGUGGACACAUCCAACGAACAUGCACCUGCAUAUUCUUACCAACAGUCUAAACCAUAAACAGGACUGAAGAAUGUCUGUCUGAAUCUUUGCCUUGAAUGAAGAAACUUCAUUGAACAAGAAGUUGGCUUCCAGUUUGCACAGACGUCAAUGGAAUGCAUUUUUUUGUUGUUGUUGUUGUUUUUUUUUUAGUGUUAUACCUUACCCAAUGAAAGCAAAGUUUUUAUGUGCUGUGCAAAUGGUCUUCAUGUGGUCUGACAAUUUAUUUUUGCCAUCAUUUUUUUAAUUAAAGAAAAAAUUUCCAGAAGAGGAAAAAAAAACUACAAAAAACAAAACAUUGAAGGUUGAUAUUUUAUGUGGAAGAACAUUUGAAUUGAAUUCAGAAUUUUUCUGAAGGUGUAGAUACUUUUUUUUUUUUUUUAACAGAAAACCUGAUGUCAAGAGGUGGGCAAUAGAAAUGGAAACAAAUUGUCUUCCUCAAUAAUUAAGCUACUUUCUCUUUUUCCCUUCUUGUUUUAAUCUAGUGGGUUUUUUAUUUUAUUUUUUCUUAGAAAUAUGUAGGUAAGGUUUAUCUUGAAUCUUAAUUGCCUUAAUUUUAAGGACGUCAAAGGCUCUCGAGGCAAGCUGUCAACGUCUUGUUGAAAACAAAAAUCAAGAAAGAAUUGAAAUACUGUGCCGGCUUUCACUGGCACAGAAGUUUAAGACUAUGAGUUUUUAGGGUGAAGAAAAAACUGUACAGUUUAAAUGAAAAUGUUUUUCUUCAUUUGAAGAAAAUUUGUUGAUAAACCAUGGCAACUGCAAGAAUUGGAAAAAUGCUGGGACUUUUCAUGAACUUUGUCUUAAGUGUUGACAUGAAUCAUUCUAAAAGGCUAAAACAUUUUACAGUAAAGUUAUUAAGGUUGGUUUAAAAACAACUGCAUUAGAAAUAAUGCGUGUUUGGGGGGCAGAAUGCAGAUUUUUUUAAUUUACAAAGCGUGAUCGCUAGCAAAAGCAUUAGUGCUUUUUAUCUGCAGUCUUUUUUAUGAGCUUUACAAAGUUUUUAGUCAGCUUUGCUUGUCACAUUGCAAAACCUAGCUUAAGAGCAUUAAAAAAAAAAACUUAAGUAGAUAGGAGCUUAUGGUCAAAAAGUGCAAAAAAAAAAACAAAAAAAAAGCAAUAGAUAGAGAAAUUGUUGACAAUUUCUGUAGUCUUUCCUAGUUGUGAUCAAAUUCAGCCUAUGGAUGGCCUAUUUUAUACCAAAGAUGAAGUGACACCCUAUUACAGUCCAGAAGAUAGAGGUUGUUUUCGUUUCUUUUCUUUUUAAAAAAAAAAAAAUUUAUUUGACCGACAUGGCCGGACCAGUUCUUUCUUUGUUGUUUGUUUAAACUACCUUCCACUGGUGUUUUACAUAGUGCAAAAAAAAAAAGAGGGUGGGGGGAGUUGUCUCUCUUUUCUUUAAAUGUGUAUUCAUUGAUAGCAGAAGCUUGUACCUGCUGUGUUUAGCAGUUUCAGCAUGAAGAGUUCUGGAUAUGAACUGAUUCAUAGAGCCAAGUGGCUUUAAAUUCUGUGAGCUUUUCUGGUUUCUCACUAGCUGUCUUGAAUAGUGAAACCUGUAUUGAUGGCCACUAGUAAACCAAGAUGCUUAUUUAACAGGUGGAAUAUUCUUUAUAUGAAAUUUCAGCUAAAGACACUUUCUGGACCUGGUCUGAAAGGUCAUUUGUCAAAAAAGCUUAGGGAUAUUCUGUGAAAUGGUGAGUGGUCUCCUGGAAAGGUCUCAUUGUAUUUGAACAAUAGUCUUCCCUCUAAAUUACAACACCUCUGGGUUUUGUCUUUACACCUCUGUCUUUGUCAUCACCUACCAUGAAUAGUCACCUUGGUUUUGCAAAUGGGGAGGGGGUAUCAUCUUUUUGCCUGUUUUCACUGUAUUUUUGUAUAUUGGUGUUGCCGAAAGAACUUUUUCUUUCAGUUUAAUUCUUUGAGGCAUGUAGGACCAAUAAGAUUGAGAAUUCUAUUGGUGGAAUUUAGGGAAGUCCUUAAAAUGCUAGUUGACAAUCAAGGAACAGUAUGAUUUAUAUCAAUAAGAACCAAAAGAAUUAGGUUUGAUCAAUCAUUUAAGCCAAGGAGGAAUACUUGCAUUUAGAACAAUGCAAAACUUUGUCUAAAAUGAAUUAAAUUGACCCACCUGUAAAAUAUAUCUACAUUUUUAAUUCAUGAGAUGAUAUGUGUUCAACCUUUACAGUUUUACCUGAAAUUAAGGACAAUGGAAUAGAAUUUGUUAAGUGAACCAUUCACUAGAUUGCUUUCUGAAUGAAUCCUUUGAAUCAAAUAGGUGAAACUCUUUUCAAAAACUAAGUCAGUCACAGGAGCCUGUCUUAGUCCAAAAGAAGCAGGGAAAUGUAUUUAAGUGUACUAUAAAACAGGGUAGGCUUUUUAAAAACUAAAAAGUUUUAAAGGUAAAUCAUAUUCCCAUUAGGUCAACAUGAGUAAUAAGGUUGACUCAUGUGAAAUUGUCAAUAUUCUACUAUUUCUGUAAACUCUGGUUCUCUUAUUUGCAACCCCAUGCACUGGAAGCCCAAAUCAGAGAAUGACUCCAUAUAUUUAUGGUCACAUUGGAGACAAAAGUGUAUCCAAGAAAAUGUAGUGUGCGUUAUAGAGAAAUUCCAACUGGUCACACUCACCAUUAUGGUUUUUCAUGCUUUAGAGAAAAUGCUAGAUUUAUACUGUCUUUUGUUCCAUCCUUCAGCUUCCCAUGCAUUAUAAAGGUGGCACUUAAGUUUUUAUCUUUGAAAAGUGGGCCCCAAAGUUUUUUGGGGUACAAAAAGACAUGUAUGAGAACCAUAUUUUCUGUUUCUCUUUUUCACUCUCUAAACUCUUUUUGUAUAAAUAAGGAUUAUCCUGGGCAUAAUUCAUUUGAAUAUGAAACCAACAUACUUUCUUUCAUUUUUGUGAAAAAAUAACCAAAAACAUGUAUUAAUGUGAUACAAAGAAAGUCUCAUUCACACAAUCAACAAUGAGGCUAAGAGGUAGCUACCAUGUGGCUAAUGAAUGUGCCUAGGUAACUUCCUGUUUCUAUUCAAAACUGCUGCUUUAUUUGUACAUUCAGAAAUAUUUUUUUCAACUAUGAAAUUUCAAUAUCAAUUUUUUAAGCCAGUUUCUGCAAAAGGAAAUGACCUGUCAUUUGAUGUGUUCAUGUGUGUUUUGUGUUUGGAUAGUUUAUAUCAUGCCAUUCUAUAAAAUGUAUGUUUUCAAACCAAAAAGAAAAAAAAUAGAAGGAAAACAACGGCACAUACUCAAAUUUGCCCUGCUUUGUCUGUUGUCUUACCUAAGACUUGUUUUGAAGAGCCAAGUCUGGGAGAGAAAAAAAAGCAUCAACAGGUAAGCAGCAUUACAUUGUGUGGUAAUAAACCAAAAUAAGUUUUCAAUAUAUACAGACAACAGAAUUCAAAUUUAAUCAACAAAAUAUAUUGUAGUGAUUUGUUUGUUUGUUUGUUUGAGACGGAGUCUCGCUCUGUCGCCCAUCCUAACUAGGACUAUAAUCUUUUUUUUUUUCUUUAAGUUGAAGUUAAUUUUCUGUGCAUUCUGGUCCACCAGAUUUUCAAGCAUUUAUUUGGAUGUUUCCAUUUUUCCUUUUGACUUUAAUAGCCAAGACUUAGCUUAAACAUCAGGAAACAAACUAAAGCCACAAUCCAAAUGAGAGAAACACUGUCUCGUCUAAACUCUAGUUUCAUGGUCAGUGCAACAGUGAGUUUUCUUUUAAUAAUGGUAUGGUAUUGUCAAGGGAGGCAAAGUGUUCAUGGUAACUUGGAGCUCCCCAAUACAUGGCCAUGUCUUCUAAAGACAACGUAAUGAGCCCAAGUGAACUGAAGGUCAUACUGGCAGGUGCUGAUGACAGUUUGUCCUUGAAUGCUGACAUGUCUUGAAUAUUGCAAAUGUCAUAAUACUCUUUUAAAACAGUCCUCUACCUGACUCUAGUUUUGCGAGGAUUAGUUUGUUUCCUUGGUAGAUUUCAACAUUUCAGAAUGUUACCUCCAAAUUUCACUUGAAUUACUUCCUCCUGUGACCUUAGCAGAUCUGUCACAUUUGAAAGCAUAUGACUCACUUCCACCCCCUUCUAAUGAAAAACUGCAUGGUGUUAAAAGCACUCUCAUUAGAAAUAUAAGGCUGAGAACUGAAGAAGGCUGUUUAAAGCAGGAAUUUCACUUUAUUUUACUAUGCCUAAAAAUACAUCUUUGGACCCCUUGCAAAGUGCUUUAAAAGUACUUUCAAUUUAUGCAUGACUCCAAAAAAGUAAUUUUUUUUUCCCAAAAAAACCUCUUUAUUUAAAUAAUUGGGAUAUUUGCUAAAUACCUAUUUUUUUUUACAGUGGCCUAAAACCCCUAUUAAUGAAAAGUGAAAUUUGAUUUAAUUAGGACUCUUGCAGUCAUCUUCACGACUGAGGAGAAGUUUCAAUAGGCUGUCUAGACAUUAUGAUGUUAAUAGGAGAUUAAAAUACAUUUGGCAAUUCAUUUUCAUUCUUAAUUUGAGUGCAUGAACCACUGCAGAUGAGCUGAUAAGCAGAAAUUCUCAAGUGGGUUUCACUAAUAAAUGUUUUUUUAUAUGAUUUGAAAUCAAGUAAAGGGACAAUGUUUAUGUACGUGUAUAACAACAUUCAGCACAUUUGAGGAAUCACACACUAUAAUAAAGCUUAAACCUGUCAUAGAACCUUGAUCUAUAUUACUUUGUCUUCAGUAAAAAGUGAAGGAUGAGAUUUUGUCUUUCAUGUUAUUGUAGCUGGCAUGCUUCAAAAUUUUGAGCUUACUGGGACUGACAGCCUCUCACUUCAAUCUGAGGGAUUGACAGAAUUUAAACAGGCUCAUUGAUUCUGUACACUCUACCCUUCCUGUGGCAAGUGAUAAUGGGAUUUCAUUAAUGAAUCAAUUUGUUUUACAAAUGACAUCCACUGUGGCAUUGGAAGACAGUUGGGUCUGACUCAAGUUUAACAUUUCUUACCAAACAUUCUUAAGUAUGAAAUUGGUCCUUUAAUCCAAAUGCUCUUGGUCAUGGCUGUCCUUUGCGGAUUACAUAGCAUUCAGGAAAGUACAAAAACUAAACACUAAAUCCCCAACUGGCCCCAAAGACCUUUUAUGAUGUGAGAGACAAGAGUUCACCCCAGAUUAAUUUCUUUUAUCAUUGGCUUUAUACUCUAACAUAUAGAUACUCUCUAUAGCAAAAAAGGGAUGAAUGGCUUUCAAUAUUCAUUUCUGUUUAUUUUUGUGAGGGAAAAUAAUAUAUCAAGAAAAUUUUCUUCCACUUAGAAAGCUUUAAAGCUGAAGUAGAGGUGCAGUCAAGCUUGGAUCUGCAGGAAGAACCACUAGGCCACUGAGUCAUACUUGAGCUUUUCUUACUACUGCCCCAAUUUCUAAAUUGUGCAUAAAUACAAUCACUCUCAAUUUUUGAAGGGCUAAUUAUCUACUUUGUGGGUGUGUUUUGUUUUUUCUUUUCAGCGUGUAGGGCUUGGGCUCUGUUUCCUUUUAUUAGCAUGUCACCUGAGGGUGGAACAAACAAUUGGAAAUAAAAUUUGAUUAUUUUAUUUCUUAUAAAGUAUUAAUUUCUUAAGGGGGUUUGAAAUCAUUGGUAAAAUUAAUAUCAGUACAUUAUAUGUCAUAAAUUUUGAUUAUCUAUAAUGUCUUUUCUUAUCUACCACAAAUAAUUGAGAGUUGGCUAAAUUCUUGCAGAAUAUAUGGGAAAAAAAUCAUAGCAAAGAAUUCAGCUUCCCUCAAAAGAAAGCUAUUUUUGUUUCCUUCACUCCACUAAAUUUGAACCAGUAGCACGGAUCAACACGACUUCUGCAAUGAGAGUAUAACGGUAGCUCUUGGUACAGUCAUAUUCAUAUUUUUAAAUCUUUCUUUGACCAAAACUAUUGCAUUGUUUUCAUUACAUUUUGACUGCGUUACUUAUUAAGGCCGAAUGACUUUGACACCCCCGUGGAUUAUUUUUAUGAUCACAUCAAAUUUAAACAAUGUCCAAAGUGUAACUUUAAUGUUAUAUUUUGUUUCAAACCCUCUGGUCUAAGAUUAUUGAGAAAGAUGUUUUUUCCUCCUCCCUCAAAUAUGUUAUCUCUUCAUAUAUAAAAAAAUAAGUUAUUCCAUGCUUUUCAGGAACUGUAAAAAUUAUUUCAAAAAGAUAUUUGAAAAAGUUUUCUCUAUUCUGGACACAAAUGCUUCCAUUUAUUUCAAAAGAAGAAGAAGAAAAAUGGAAUCUUAAUUUAAAAAAAUAUAUGUAGUAGUAUCUGCUAUGAGAUAUUCAGUCUCUAUAAAAAAAAAAAGGGACACAGCUUCUUUUAAAACCCUUGUUUCAGUCCAUAUUCAACUUCAUGGAACUUCUGAAACAUCAUUCAAUUUUGAACUUUAUUUAAGAGCAUUUUUGUACUGCUGUCUCUGACUGUCAUGGAAAGUUCUGUAAUUCUAAGGUGUUUCUGGUUUUAUUUUUAAUUUCUUCAUCUGUACCACAGUCAAAUUAGCAACCAUCUCCCCCAUCCCUUGGGCUUUCUGUAGAUCAGUGGAUGUUAGGUUUAAACUUCUGUUUUCUUUGAUGAAGCUUUCAAUAAAAAAUGAAAAUAAAAUCAAUUGAAUAGG